AUGAAGCUUCCAAAUGUCCUCGUUGCUGGUCUGGCCAGCAGCGCUAAUGCGCUCAAGUUCCAGGAGAACAAACUCCUGGCUGCUGAAGGGAUGCUCAGGCUUGGCUUUCAUCUGGCAAAGAACAGUCUUCCAGCCGCAGGGACGUGCACGUUGGACAAGGUGUCAGUCCGCAGGGAAUGGAGAGGAUCGCCUUUACCGAUGCCGUCAUUUUCCUUCAUAAAUUGCCCGCAGACUCCAGCUUCCGUUGCACCCGGCGCAAAAAGUCGCUACGACGACCUCGUGGUGACACACAUCCAGCAGUCGAACUACAUCCACGGCACUGAUGUUGAGGAACGAAUGUGGUUGGAACGUGUCAAAGAUCUAAGCGAUAUGGUCUUGACAGGGCACUGGCAAGAAAACACAUGGCGAGUUCCAAGUGCCCCAGAGUUCAUUUUCUUGUUAAUUAGACAACAAGAAAAAGGGGCAAGACUGGAUCAGCGAAAGCGAACUACGCACGUAGAGAAGAGAGCGAUUGGGUCCAGUUCAGACACUUCUUUCUCCAUGUUUCAAGGGUCACAUCACGCGUCUGCCAUAACUGGUCGCGAGCGGUUCUCGCGACUCGAGACAGAGACAGUGGGUGCCCUCCAAUCCGCUGGAUCCAGGUCCAAGUGA
Messenger RNA from Didymella exigua CBS 183.55, 651 nucleotides. RefSeq lists its product as uncharacterized. The transcript has 3 exons. Bases 1 to 651 code for a protein of 216 amino acids. Lineage: Eukaryota; Fungi; Ascomycota; Dothideomycetes; Pleosporales; Didymellaceae. The record is from RefSeq and is a predicted model, not a curated record.